AUGGUUUGUACAGGAGCCAAAAGUGAACAACAAUCAAAAUUAGCAGCACGAAAGUAUGCCCGAAUUAUACAAAAACUUGGUUUCCCGGCAAAAUUUAUGGAUUUUAAGAUUCAAAAUAUAGUUGGAUCAUGUGAUGUGAAAUUUCCAAUUAGACUCGAAGGACUUGCAUACUCUCAUGGUGCUUUCUCAAGGUAUGAGCCGGAAAUAUUCCCUGGAUUGAUUUAUCGUAUGAAUCAACCUAAAAUUGUGUUGCUUAUUUUUGUUUCUGGGAAAAUUGUUCUUACUGGAGCAAAGGUUAGAGAAGAGAUGUACACUGCCUUUGAGAAUAUAUAUCACGUGCUAAUAGAGUUCAGAAAGAAUCAACAAUAG
Lactuca virosa is the source of this 369-nucleotide messenger RNA. The record is from the annotation of a GenBank genome assembly. Lineage: Eukaryota; Viridiplantae; Streptophyta; Magnoliopsida; Asterales; Asteraceae.